AGAACCGUUCACUGCGCUCGGAAUCCGUGAAACUGCGCCACAAACUUGCUCGAAUUUUUCUUUCCAUCGGUGCUAGUGAACAAGGGUCCACUAGCACUAAUGGAAAGAAGUUGCUAAUCUGGAUAAGGAUGACACGGCUCGGAUGAAACCAUGCAGUGACCGAUUCCGCGGUCGCGAUAGAUAAGAUGCAUCGAAGACAUCGCCGCUUUUAUUGCUGCUUCUCUUUUUUUACUUCACGGCGGGCGCCCUUCGCGAGGCGAAGUUUGCGUUCUUGGGCCGGGUGCAACCGACCCGCGGUCUCGUGUGCACAGGGGGUUAUCUGCCACUCGAACUGGUCACUCGUGAGCCGUUGUCGGAGACUGCGCCCAGGAAUUUUUCGGCCGAGAACUCGGGGGAAAUCAGCUCAAGAAAAGGCGGCUCCAUUGAACCCGAUUCUUCGUCGGUUGCCUGGUCAUGCCCAAGAUCGACGUGGACUGCGAACAAGCGCUUCUGAAGACCUCGGCGGUCGCCGGCAAGCGGUACGAGUCUAUCGUGAACGCCGGCUCGUCGCUCAUCUACUGCUCAGCCCAGGGAGACCCCGAUGACCCGCUGCCGUCCGGGCUGCACCUGGUGCCCAGGAACUCCGUGUCACAGGCAAGCACGGUCGAGCACUGCCACAGCCCGGAUGACGUGGAAGUGGACACACUCGCCCGCAAGAAACUCAUCUUCGCCAGCGUGCUGUGCCUGGUGUUUAUGCUCAUCGAGAUUGUCGGAGGCCUGCUGGCUAACAGCUUGGCGAUAGCGACGGACGCGGCCCACCUGCUGACCGACUUUGCGAGCUUCAUGAUCAGCCUCUUCUCGCUCUGGCUGGCCCAUAGGCCACCCACGCUUCGCAUGAGCUUCGGCUGGUACAGGGCAGAGGUGAUCGGCGCGGUGACGUCGGUUCUGCUCAUCUGGGUGGUGACCGGCGUGCUGGUCUACAUGGCCGUCCAGAGGAUCCUGGUGGAGGAGUACGAGAUCAACGCCACCAUCAUGCUCGUCACGGCGGGCGUCGGCAUCAUCGUCAACAUCAUCAUGGGAGCUGCGCUCCAGAUAGGCGGCGUUCCGCACGGCCAUUCGCACGGCUCUUCGCACGGUUCGGACCACGGGUCGGACCACGGGUCGCCCUCCAAGGAAUCGGACGAGGAGCGGGGGACAGACGGCUUCCCGUCCCCGGUGAGCACGGUGAGCUCCGUUGGAGCCAAGGGCACGGGCAACAUCAACGUCCGCGCCGCACUCAUCCACGUCAUCGGAGACUUCCUCCAGAGCCUGGGCGUCUUCGUGGCCGCCCUCAUCAUCUACUUCAAGCCCGAGUACCGGAUUGCGGAUCCGCUCUGCACCUUCCUGUUCUCGGUACUGGUUCUGCUGUCCACGGUGGCCAUCCUGCGCGAGGCCCUCACGGUACUGAUGGAGGGCAAGCCGAACAGCAUCGACUUUCGCCAGGUCCAGGGACUGCUUGCCCGGCAGCCCGGCGUGUACCAGGUCCACAACCUGCGCAUCUGGGCCCUGUCUAUGGACAAGAUCGCCCUCUCCGCCCACAUCGUCAUCCGGCCCAAUGAAGACGCGAUGCACACCCUCAAGGCCUGCUCCCGGCUCAUUCGCUCCAACUACGACAUCUUCGAGCUCACGCUGCAGGUGGAGGAGUACCACGCGGUCAUGGACGACUGCGUCAAGUGUAACGGCCCCCAGAAGUGAUUCAACGACCCGCGAGUUAACCCACGACAACCAAGGCCCCGGAAAGGGUGCUGGCCCGAAAGGCGCGCGAUGUGCUUCACAGAGGAGUCGCGAGCUACGUCGUUCACAAGAUGCAACCGCGGACAUCCACACGCGUUUCGCGGCCUUUCCAUGAACGUUUUACGACAAUUUCCUGGACGUUUUAUAGAUGCGUUUGAUACGCGUUCCAUGGUAAUUUUACGGACGUUUUGCCUUCCGUAACGCGUUAUUGUGCACACAGCCCACCUUCCCCAAUGAACCUCCCCAGGUUCAUUUGCGAUGCUGUCUGCCGGAGACGGUAUGAGGAAAUGGAGCUGUAUACUAUGCGUCAUUGGCUGUGUGGCAUAACGAAGUUACAAUUUAUGUAAUCGUUUUCCAGCUGAGAGAACAUAUGAAGCUGGCUUUCAACCGUCCCAGUUUUUUUAGAAGAACUGUCGAUAAAGCAGCUAAUGAUUGACACGAUCAGUGUCGCUGGAACGGAUGACUUCAUCGUCUCAAUGCUUCUAAGUUUCACUACAUCUAUGAAGGGAAAAAAUGGUAUUUGUUUAUUAGAGUAGACAAGUCGCUGCAGAUGCCCGUUGAAAAGCACUUCUUGUGGAGUGUCAGAGCAAGUUCGGACGUGUUACGAAUUCGUUGUAAAUAAUUACUGCGAUAGUUUCCCUUAUCUUAGCAAGUAUAGCCAUCAAACGACUGCACGUUAAAAUGUGGCCAUACACGGAUGAGUGACGUUUCACUAGUGGCCUCGAGUACUGCUAGCGCCGUGUUCGGUUGGCAGACAGCGGUCGUGGCGGGACUAUGGAAUGAACGUCGUCGAAGCUACUUGCCGCCAUUUUGGUGCGGCAGCUGAGGUCACGUGGCCUGGAAAUUUCGUGUAGUUCUUGACGUUGUACACACGCAAUUUAAGAGCGUUUUUAGUACCCUCUUUUUAGCACAAUUGAAAUAAAUCUGUAUUUUUUUAUUGCGGCAUCUUUUA
Messenger RNA from Ixodes scapularis (black-legged tick), 2704 nucleotides. RefSeq names its product zinc transporter 2 (gene ZnT35C). Gene Ontology annotation, molecular function: zinc ion transmembrane transporter activity. The record is from RefSeq and is a predicted model, not a curated record. The coding region runs from base 454 to 1713 and encodes 419 amino acids. Gene Ontology annotation, biological process: zinc ion transmembrane transport; response to zinc ion. NCBI's taxonomy places the organism in Eukaryota, Metazoa, Arthropoda, Arachnida, Ixodida, Ixodidae. Gene Ontology annotation, cellular component: plasma membrane. The transcript is spliced from 9 exons.